Molecule: messenger RNA, 1274 nt
Organism: Aphanomyces invadans
Lineage: Eukaryota; Oomycota; Saprolegniomycetes; Saprolegniales; Verrucalvaceae
Exons: 2
Coding region: 70-1230 (386 amino acids)
Source: RefSeq, a predicted model, not a curated record
GGCGCGCGAUGCGACGGGGGUGAUGGCGAGGCGAGACUGGCGCACACACAUGGAGGAGGACUCGGGAAAAUGACAGCUAACGCCAGCAUCAUCACGAUCACGCCGACCAACACGACGUCGGCCAACAACCAGGAGCUUGUCGUGUACCGCGACUCGGACGUGCCGUUCCCAGAUGCCAAGGACGACGACGACUACGAAGCGAGCUUCCAGCGCCGGCGCCGCAACCGCAUCUUGAUGAUCGUUGCAGCUGCUCUCUUGGUCGUUGGAGCCGCCAUUGGGAUCACGCUUGCCGCGAUCCCGACGUCGGAUGCAACCCAGUCGUCGGCCCUCACCGACGACGCCACGCCGAUCCCCACGCCGACGACCACCCUCGACGGUGAAAUCGUCGUCGGCGGCACCAUCUCAAACGAGGUCGAACCGGCCACCGUGGUCGCAGACACACCGGAGCCAACCCCGGAACCCACACCUGAAGUCACCCCCGUGACUCCGGAGCCGACUACCGUGACGCCUGAACCCACCACGACGGUACCCUCAGACGCCCCCACGACGUCGUCGCCGCCACCGGCCGAUGUGACAACGCAACCCACUGCUCCUCCUGCCCCUGCACCGGCCCCGCCCGCUCCUACACCUGCUCCCCCAGCUCCGGCUCCUGCUCCGCCAGCUCCAGCUCCUGCACCGCCAGCUCCUUCGCCACCAGCUCCAGCUCCUGCGCCGCCAGCUCCCGCUCCGAGCCCCAUUGGACCAAGCACGUACCGGGUUGUGAAUGGAUGCGACAAGAACCAAGAUAUCUUUUGGCGAUCCACAGACCUCGUCGACCACAGCCGCAACCUUGGCCCGUACCAGUCGUUCGACUUGAACGCGCUCGACUACGGCCCCGGCAAAAACAUCAUGAUCCGCGCCACGGCCAACAACGAUGCCACAUUGUUUGAAGGGUACUUUGACCCGACGUUCAAUGUCGUCCCCGGCGCCGGCGGGACCAUUUGGUACGAUAUCAGCGUGAUCCCGAACGAUUGCGGUCCGUCGUGGAGCCAAUGCAGCGGCAGCGGCGUCGGCUGGAACGCUCCACUGCAGGUCGACAUUGUGGGCAACGUCGUCGCCAAGUGCGAGAACCUUUCGUGCAACCAGCCACGGUGCCCCGUCGGGUACAUCGUGCCCAACGACAAUGCCAAGGUCAAGUCGUGCGAAAAGAAAACGUCGUUCAUCCUGACGUUUGGAUGCGCGACGAGGUAGCGGCGUAAGCGAUCGUGUAAUGGAUCGAGAGUGCGUGGAGUGUG